Molecule: messenger RNA, 1044 nt
Organism: Zasmidium cellare ATCC 36951
Lineage: Eukaryota; Fungi; Ascomycota; Dothideomycetes; Mycosphaerellales; Mycosphaerellaceae
Exons: 2
Coding region: 1-1044 (347 amino acids)
Source: RefSeq, a predicted model, not a curated record
AUGAGCGAAAUCAUCUUUUUGGAUCACGACCGCAGCAAAGAUGACGAGUCUCGACGCCAGGUCCGUUCGAAAGCAGCGCAGCAUAGCCAUAGGUUUGGUCCUCGGAAACCUAAAGCUAGAAAGCCAACGACAAGGCCCUCAGGUAAAAGGAAGGUUUCAGGUUCAGAAGCCUCGUCAUCGAGAAGGGGUUCGGCUAUCAGCCUCGCAAAAGCAGCGACUUCAGCGAGCAGAGAUGUCUCGGAGGACGAGGUGCAGCGAACAGACCACGAGACUCGGCACUCGACUCCCUUGACGGAGCGAAGGGCGUCAAUACCACGGCUUGGCUCUUAUGCGGACGAACCAUUUGACAGCUAUCCAGUACCCGCGCAGCCAUGGUUUGGAGAAGCUCUCUACAACAUGGGACACUUCAUGCGGCGAGGAUGGUCGUCCCUGCGAGCAACGCCUGCCGAACAAGACGAAACGUUACUUUGGGUGAGGCGUUUGACUCUUAGCGAACCCGCCUACUUUUAUAUGAACAUGCUCUCGCUCAUGGGCGAUCUUGUCUCCCGACAACAAAACGAUCCCAGACUGCUGGUUUGGUUGACAACGCAAGUCGUCGGUUCCGUGAACGAGGCCUUGAGCGAUCCUGCGAGAUCCCUCGCAGUCGGCACGGUACUCACCGUGGGCCGACUCGCUCUUCGAGAGAUCGUCAUUGGGGACAUGAACUCUGGCAUCACCUAUCACCGAACUGCCUUCGCCAGGAUGAUCGUCAUGGCAGGAGGUCUGGACGUUUUGGGACUCCCUCGCUUGGUCCGUUCGCACUUGGGUUGGGCUGAUAGACUUAUGACCCGCAAGACUGGAAUCAAGAUAUCUCAAAUGGAGCCUUCGCUCUUGGAUGAGCCUACGUUUGCGGCAAGCGGUAUGAAUGGCGAUGUUGGUGACGAUACGAGGGUGCUGGACGCGUAUUUGCCUUAUCGAACGAGGAAGCCUGGAAGUCCUCCAGCGGAGGCGAUGGAAGAAGCAGCCUCCACUGGAAUAGAGCGUUCAAGACCGAUUGGCCGAUGA